Molecule: messenger RNA, 1140 nt
Organism: Daphnia pulex (common water flea)
Lineage: Eukaryota; Metazoa; Arthropoda; Branchiopoda; Diplostraca; Daphniidae
Product: inorganic pyrophosphatase-like
Exons: 9
Coding region: 5-1036 (343 amino acids)
Biological process (GO): phosphate-containing compound metabolic process
Cellular component (GO): cytoplasm
Molecular function (GO): magnesium ion binding; inorganic diphosphate phosphatase activity
Source: RefSeq, a predicted model, not a curated record
UUGCAUGGCGGACGAAAAAAGAAUGUUAUCAACGUUCAACCGGCUUACUCUUGUUGCACGUCAUCUGAGUCCGAACGGACUGAGUCGUUCACCAGCAGCUUUAAUUAGCACACGUAGGUGCCAAUCGUCAUUUGCUACACAAAAUCUAACUUCAAAUCAUCGUCGAAAUAUGUAUCGUAUCGAAGAAAGAGGAGCUCCCAACACCUUGGAACACCGAGUGUAUUUCCGAAAUGAAUUUGGACCCAUCUCCCCUUUCCAUGACAUUCCUCUAUUUGCCAAUCAUGAACAGAAGGUUUUCAACAUGGUAGUGGAAGUACCACGCUGGACAAAUGCUAAAAUGGAGAUAUGUAAGGAAGAGCCUCUUAAUCCAAUUAAACAAGAUGUAAAGAAAGGAAAAUUAAGGUUUGUUGCCAACUGUUUCCCCCAUCAUGGCUACAUCUGGAACUAUGGAGCACUCCCUCAGACUUGGGAAAAUCCAAAUAUUGUGGAUGAAAGAACUGGAUGCAAGGGAGACAAUGAUCCUAUUGACGUCUGCGAAAUUGGACACAGGGUUGCUAAACGAGGAGACGUCAUUCAAGUCAAAGUUUUGGGAACUAUUGCAUUGAUUGAUGAAGGUGAAACGGAUUGGAAGGUCAUGGCAAUUGACGUUAAUGAUCCUUUGGCUUCUCAGCUGAACAACAUCGAAGACGUUGAGAAACAUAUGCCUGGUUUUAUGAACGCCACUGUUGAGUGGUUCCGUAUUUACAAGAUCCCUGACGGAAAACCCCCUAACGAGUUUGCGUUCAAUGGAGAGGCUAAGCCGCGUGAAUUUGCUUUAGAAGUGAUUGAAGAGACUCACGAACAUUGGAAGAAGAUGGUUGCCGGUCAAGUUGACUGUCAUGGGGUUAAUAGUACCUGCGUAAGUGCCGAGGGUGCUCCGUGCAAAGUUUCUAUUUCCGAAGCACAGGAAAUUGUUAAGAAGUGUCCGGAACUGUCAGAUGGACCCAUUAUCGAAAACGAAGUGGACAAAUGGCAUUAUUCCCACCUGCAAAAGUAGGAAAUCCCCGCACCAACACUAACUGGGAAAAGAUAAUCUGCUUAUAAGGUUUAGUGAUCCCGUUGCAGAUAUCGAUAAUAUAUUCCAAGUUAUUUGAGACCAUA